Molecule: messenger RNA, 438 nt
Organism: Metarhizium robertsii ARSEF 23
Lineage: Eukaryota; Fungi; Ascomycota; Sordariomycetes; Hypocreales; Clavicipitaceae
Product: mitochondrial inner membrane translocase subunit
Exons: 2
Coding region: 1-438 (145 amino acids)
Biological process (GO): protein import into mitochondrial matrix
Cellular component (GO): mitochondrial inner membrane; TIM23 mitochondrial import inner membrane translocase complex
Molecular function (GO): transmembrane protein transporter activity
Source: RefSeq, a predicted model, not a curated record
AUGGCUCUCGAUCAUGGAAGGGACCCAUGUCCCUAUGUGAUUUUGAACGAUUUCGGAGGCGCUUUCGCCAUGGGGGCAAUCGGCGGCACAUUAUGGCACGGCAUCAAGGGGUUCCGAAACAGCCCCUACGGCGAGCGAGGCAUCGGGGCCAUGACGGCCGUCAAGAUGCGCGCACCGGUGCUAGGAGGCAACUUUGGCGUCUGGGGCGGCCUCUUCAGCACAUUCGACUGCGCCAUCAAGGGUGUGCGAAGGAAGGAGGACCCGUGGAACGCCAUCGGCGCGGGAUUCAUGACGGGAGGCUCUCUCGCCAUCAGGGGCGGCUUCAAGGCUGCUAGAAACGGCGCCAUCGGUUGCGCCGUGCUGCUUGCCGUCAUUGAGGGCGUGGGCAUUGGGUUUCAGAAGAUGAUGGCGGGCAGCACAAAAUUGGAGGUGGGUUGA